AUGAAACCAGAUAUGAAUGAAAAUGAAUAUAAUAUUGAAAAAUUGGAAGUCAUUGAGUCCAUGAAAAAAGUGGCUGCACAAAGAGAGGUAAUAGAAAGACAAACUGUUAACCAAAGUUCUUGUCAGAAUUGGUUGGACAUUAGGCUUAAAUUACUUACUGCUUCAAACUUUGGAAGCAUAAUUAACCGUCGUCCAGACACGGGUUGUGAAAACCUAAUAAAAAAUUUAAUUUAUACAACUGAUGUUGAUACAAUAGCAAUGGAGUAUGGAAGAAAUCAUGAAAAUGAAGGUAAAAUGUGUUUAGAAAAUUUACUAAGUAUAAAAAUUAGAGAGUGUGGAUUGUUUAUUGAUGAGUUCAAUUAUUUCACAGGAGUAACUCCAGAUGGAUUAAUUGAUGAAGAAGGCUUGAUCGAAAUAAAAUGUCCUUAA
Macrosiphum euphorbiae (potato aphid) is the source of this 429-nucleotide messenger RNA. NCBI's taxonomy places the organism in Eukaryota, Metazoa, Arthropoda, Insecta, Hemiptera, Aphididae. The record is from the annotation of a GenBank genome assembly.